AUGGUGAAUGCCACAAGCAAAUCGUGGGUGACAAUCGAAGAGCAACAAGAAGAUUACUUCUCGUUCGAGGAGACAUUGGCGUCUUCCGAUUCUGAAGACGAAGACGACAAAUACAACGAGACAAAACUACAAGAUAAGGAUGAAGACUCUGAUGUAGACGCUGACAUUGCGCAUGCGCAUGGCCCACACACAACAUCAGAGAGGCGCAGAGCGCAGAACGAGAUCUUGAGAGCCUUUGCUGCUAACAUCAGUUCGCACUUGACGCAGAAGGAAGUCGACGAUGCUGCCGCAAAGACUGUCAACGAAGAGCAGCUUUCGAUCCGCGAUAUCCUGGCAAAACAAGAUGGCACCGCUCGCAUCACGAACCCACGCGACUAUCAAACCGAACUGUUCCAGAGAGCCAAGAGCGAAAACGUGAUAGCAGUACUGGAUACGGGCUCCGGAAAGACCCACAUCGCAACUCUACUCCUGCGACAUAUCCUAGAUGGCGAGCUUGAAUAUCGGGCUGCAGGCGGCAUCCCCAAGAUUGCGUUCUUCCUGGUAGACUCAGUCAACCUCGUCUUCCAACAAGCAAAUGUCUUGCGGUGCGGUCUAGACCAGAGUGUAGAGGGUAUAUGUGGCGCUAUGGGUGCAUCGCUAUGGUCGAAAUCGACCUGGAAGAGUCACUUUCAGAGUAACAUGGUGAUAGUAUGUACCGCCGAGGUUCUCGUGCAGUGUAUGAUGCACUCCUUCAUCACCAUGGCCCAGAUCAAUCUCCUCAUCUUUGACGAGGCCCAUCAUGCAAAAGGCAACCACCCCUACGCCCGUCUGAUGAAGGACUACUACGUUCAUGAACCGAAGCUUUCUAAUCGGCCUCGUAUCUUUGGGAUGACAGCUUCUCCGAUCGAUACACGAGGACUGUCGAUCGAUCACAUCAGGAACGUCGCGAAUGACCUCGAGAAACUACUCCAUUCCAAGAUAGUCACUACGUCUGAGAGUGUUCUCGCUUCGAACAGUAUCAGCAGGCCCAUCGAGGAGAUAGCAGUAUAUGAACGGCUACAGGACGAGUGUGAGACGCCCCUCCAUCAAAAGAUUAAGGCCAAGUUUGGAGACAUAUCGGCGUUCAAGAAAUUAUUCGUCGCAUCUAAGCACCACGGCUCCGAGCUAGGCCGUUGGGCUUCCGACAUGUAUUGGUCUUUCGCUUUCACUGAUGAGCAGAGUCGCAAGCUCGAAGAUCGUGAGCACCUCAAGCACAACAAGACUAAACAAGAUGGUGCCGCGCAGGAGUGGGAUGCUCAGUCUAAACGCUUACAGGAGGCGGCCACAUUUGUACAACAGUUCGACUUCGGUUCGUGCGCCCUUAGCAACGCAGACUUGAGUUCAAAGGUUCUCAAACUUCGUCACUGGCUCAAUCUUUACUAUGAGCGCGAUGAUGGAGCUCGUUGCAUCGUCUUCGUUACGCAGCGACAGACCGCUCGCCUGCUUGAGCUCAUCUUCUCCCAGAUCGGCGGACCAAACCUCCGUUGCAGUGUGCUUGUCGGGGUGAAUAAUCGUGUAGGCGAGCACAAUAUUUCUUUACGGAACCAGAUUCUGACGGUCGCCAAAUUUCGUCGCGGUGAACUGAACUGCCUGUUUGCCACAUCCGUAGCAGAGGAGGGGCUCGAUAUUCCACAAUGCAACCUCAUUGUACGGUUCGAUCUCUACCGCACCAUGAUAGCAUAUGUGCAGUCUCGCGGUCGAGCAAGGCAUCGCAAUUCCAGGUACCUUCAUAUGGUCGAGGCUGGCAACGAAGAUCAUCAAAGCCGGGUCCUUGAUGUCAAAAGCGACGAAGACACAAUGCGAAGAUAUUGCAAAGCUCUUCCCCAGGAUCGUCAAAUCGGCGGAAAUGACGUUGACUUGCUAUCGUUCGAAGACAAGAUGUACCCAAGUUUUGUCACAAAGGCUAGUGCAAAGCUCACUUACCGCUCAAGCUUAUCUGUUCUCAAUCACUUCGUAGCCACGCUGCCUGGACCUGACAGACAAACAAUGCUUCAACCCACGUACGUCGUCAGUCCUGAAGUCAAUUACGAUGCCCUAGAUCCGCAGCGGAGAGGAUUUGUUUGCGAGGUAAUGCUACCGGAGCAUUCACCUGUGAUUUCAGUCACUGGUGACAUUCAGAGCAAGAAAGCAAUUGCAAAGUGCUCCGCCGCAUUCAAGACAUGUCUCAAGCUGUACAACAAAGGCUAUCUUGAUGAGAAUCUACUCCCUACGACCCACAGGAGCUUACCAGCCGGAAGAAAUGCAUUGCUGGCACUCAGUGAGAAGAAGAAAGGCAUGUACUCCAUGUUGAUCAAGCCAGAGUUCUGGAAGAUCGGGCGCGGCGUUGCCCCUACGUGUCUUUAUCUCACCCUCAUCGACCUUGAUGCGGGUUUGGAUCGACCUCAUCAACCCAUGGGGCUUCUCACUCGCAAUCCCUUCCCGCAACUGCCAAAUUUCCCCAUCUAUCUUACUGAUUGUAGGCCCUCUAAUGUCAUCUCCCAAUCCUCUCAAACUCCGCUAUAUGUGUCAGCAGAGACAAUAGAUAUUCUCACUGGUUUUACUUUGCGCAUAUAUGAGGAUGUUUACAACAAGAAAUAUGAGAAUGAUGUCAAGAAGAUGUCCUAUUGGGUUGUGCCGAUACUACCUGGCAAGAUGUCUUCUCCGCUUCCCGUUAGCGCCCUCGAUCAGAUUCUGGACAUGGGACAAAUCCACAGAGUCUACAACGAGCCUACGUGGAGAUGGACACCAAAGACUAUUCCUAAGGACCUAUUAGACCGUUACUUCGUGGACCCUAUGAACGGAGGCCGACGCUACUACUCAAACCACCUCGCCACACAGCUCAAGCCACAAGAUCCGGUUCCCAAACGUCUACCUCGUAGUGGGCACAAAUUCAUGGACAGCAUCCUGGACUAUAGUGACAGCAAGUGGGCAAAGAGCAGGGAUAUCUCAAGGUGGAACCAAUCACAGCCUGUUCUUGAGGUCGAAAAGAUCCCUUUCCGUCGCAAUCACCUCGCAUGUGUCGAAGAGAAAGAGAAAGGCGAGCUCGACGACCUCAAGACAUACAUUUGUCCCGAGCCCUUACAUGUCUCUAAUCUCGCAACACCAUUCGUGGUCGUGUGUUACGUCUUACCAGCUAUCAUUCAUCGAUUCGAGAGCUACCUCAUUGCUUUAGACGCCUGCAAAACUCUGGAUCUCGAUAUCAGCCCAGCGCUUGCGUUGGAAGCCCUGACCAAAGACUCUGACAAUUCCGAAGAGUAUGGCGAGGAGAAAGUCAACUUCAAGAGCGGGAUGGGCCCUAACUAUGAGCGUCUCGAGUUUCUAGGAGAUUGCUUCCUCAAGAUGGCUACGUCCCUUUCGGUGUUUGUACAGCAGCCAGACGAGAACGAGUUCGAAUUUCAUGUCCGCCGCAUGGAAAUGCUUUGCAACAAGAAUCUGAUGGAGACUGCAGUGGGUAAGAAGAAAGUAAUUUCUGCAGAUGGAACCGAGCUGGACAUUCAGCUUUACAGGUACAUUCGCACCGACUCGUUCUCGCGGCGCACAUGGUACCCUGAAGGGCUCAAACUUCUCAAGGGUAAAGGACUGAAUAAGACCGAAGACGAUUGGCUCAAACUCACGCACAAUCUCGGGGAUAAGAGUAUAGCGGAUGUUUGUGAGGCCUUUAUUGGUGCUGCUUUCCAACAGUAUCACAAGGCCGGACGCUGGAACCCCAGGCACUGGGAUGAAGCCGUCAAAGCUGUCAAGCUGUUUGCCAACAGUGGGGAUCAUCUGAUGUCAAAGUGGUCGGACUACUAUGACGCGUACCAGAAGCCAAAGUAUCAGAUCGCGGAUGCCACCGCGGCAAUGCUUGAUACUGCUCUCAAGAUUGAACUGAAGCACCCGUACCACUUCAAGUACCCUCGCUUACUCCGAUCGGCCUUCGCUCAUCCAUCGUACCCAUACUUGUAUGAGAACAUACCAAACUAUCAGCGUCUGGAAUUCCUAGGUGACUCUCUCCUCGACAUGGCUUUCAUCAUGCAUCUUUACUACAAAUAUCCGGACAAGGACCCCCAGUGGCUCACUGAGCACAAGACGCCCAUGGUGUCCAACAAAUUCUUAGGCGCCGUGUGUGUCAAGCUGGGCUGGCAUGUUCACAUCAAACAGAAUACUGCUAUCCUGAGCUCCCAGAUCCGCCAGUAUGUCUUGGAGGCCGAGGAAGCAGAGCGGGGAGCAGGUGGUGCUGUCGACUAUUGGGUAACCAUCAGUGAACCACCCAAGUGUCUGGCUGAUGUAAUCGAGGCAUAUACGGCAGCCAUCUUCGUAGAUGCGGAGUUUGACUUCAGCGUCGUACAGGAUUUCUUCGACAUGCAUCUCAAGCCCUUCUUCGAGGACAUGACGCUCGGGACCUAUGAGAACUUCGCUUCCAACCAUCCGACCACACGUCUCAGUCGCCUCCUUUCCAUCACCUUUGGCUGCAGCGAGUGGCGCAUGACCGCCAUGGAGACGGACACGCUCAUCCCUAGUAAGGGCAAGGCCAUCGCUGCUAUGAUCAUGAUCCACGGGAAGGUGGUCUUUCAUUCCUUGGGCCAGAGCGGGAGAUAUGCACGUGUCAGGGCUAGCCAUACAGCAUUGGAGAAGUUAGAUGGGCUUCCACCGUAUGAGUUCCGGAAGAGGUAUGGUUGCGAUUGCGUGUAUGAGGGUGAGGGUGAGGGCGAGCAAGAUAAAACAGUACUGCAGGCGAAGGCAGAGCGGAUGAAGGAAGCUAUAGGUCUGAGUAUCUAA
Messenger RNA from Alternaria burnsii, 4755 nucleotides. Its product is annotated as endoribonuclease dcr-1. Gene Ontology annotation, molecular function: ribonuclease III activity; ATP binding; RNA binding. The coding region runs from base 1 to 4755 and encodes 1584 amino acids. NCBI's taxonomy places the organism in Eukaryota, Fungi, Ascomycota, Dothideomycetes, Pleosporales, Pleosporaceae. The record is from RefSeq and is a predicted model, not a curated record. The transcript is spliced from 5 exons. Gene Ontology annotation, cellular component: cytoplasm; RISC complex; nucleus. Gene Ontology annotation, biological process: siRNA processing.